AUUCAACAGCAUCACCUUCCUCACAAUAACACACACUACAGCCUACAAACACACAAUUCUGGAACAAUCAUUUUGUAACUUGCAUGGCUAAUUCCUGUAAUUCUGCCACAUACAUGGAAUCACAAUGUGUAAUUCAACCUCGCAGACUCAAAGACUUUCUACAAGACCAAAACCUACCAUUCCCUCGUUCUCGCUCUUGCUCUCGCAAAUCCACAAUCUCCGUCUUCUUCCACGCCGCCGUCUCCUCCGUGAAAUCCUCCUCCAUUUUACGCCGUAGCAUCUCCCGCCGUUUCUCCAAGUCUACACGGAUCAACAGAAACAAAUCAUCAUCAGGUCUACCGGAGCCCACGAUGGCGAGAACGACGUCUGUGACUGUCAAGGAUAUAUUACGGUGGAGAUCGUUUCGUGAUUUGGCGGAUCCGGAGGAGAAUAAUGUUCCUCUGCCAUCGGAAGUUAUUGUGGAGUCCGAUUCUCCUUCUCGAUGUACAACUACAACCGCUACCACAACUUCCGCUGGAACGCCGAGGAGUAGCUGGUGUGAUAGUGAUUUUACUGUCGGUGAUUCACCGGUAUGGUGCCGUGGAUUUUCCGGUGAUAUUGAGAAGAAUUUCCACAUUAAUGUAGCUGGCGGCGAAAGGCUCCGUCAGAACUCCAGAGAUCCAAAGAAUCAAAUCGUACAUGAAGAAGAAGAAGAGGAGGAGGAGGAGGAGGAACAAUUUAGCCCAAUUUCAGUCCUUGAUUUUUCACAAGAACAUGAAGAAACCUUCUCUUCGUUUCAUCAAGUCCUUGCAAACGUGGAAAGACGAAACAUGAUGCUUAAGCAACGUAUUCAAGACUUCGAGAAUCUGAUUGAGGUGGAGGAUCGUUGUUUAGUGAACAGAAAUAUCGAAUUAGAUGAUGUUGAAUCAUUUAGAGUAGAAGAAAAGGCAAUCCAAUUAAUGGAUCAUGUCAAAACAACAAGCUCGAUUGAAGAGUGUGAUGAGAGUGUGGAUGAUUUGUUACUAGAUUUCUUUAGGGAUGAAUUGAUCACGAAUAAGGGAGUGAAAAACAAUAGUGAAUUUGAGUCUAAAGUUAUAAGGAUGGCAAAAUGUUGGGUGAGAGGUGAAGAUGACGGAUCUUUGGAAUGGGAAAUGGAGGGUAGGAGAGAAGUGUGCAUUCAAGAAAUGGACAAAAGAGGGGAAUGGAAAGAUUUUGAAGAGGAACAAAAGGAAAUUGGCAUCGAGAUUGCAAAAUUCUUGUUUGAUAAUCUCUUAAACGAGUUAUCAAUGGAUGUUCUUAAUGUUUAGAACGCAUUAAUUAAGAAAGAUGAUAGUCAGAGUAUUAGGUCGCUCCCUUGACGUUGUAUUGGAGGAUCAGUAUAAAGAUUUGUAUCAACAACAACAUCGAUGAGAAGACAUGUCAUAUGAUCUUUAGAUAGGUUGGGAUUAAUUAGCGAAUAUACAGCUAGU
Molecule: messenger RNA, 1448 nt
Organism: Lactuca virosa
Lineage: Eukaryota; Viridiplantae; Streptophyta; Magnoliopsida; Asterales; Asteraceae
Source: the annotation of a GenBank genome assembly